Messenger RNA from Gopherus evgoodei (Goodes thornscrub tortoise), 3012 nucleotides. RefSeq names its product transferrin receptor 2 (gene TFR2). Gene Ontology annotation, biological process: endocytic iron import into cell; transferrin transport. Gene Ontology annotation, molecular function: transferrin receptor activity. Lineage: Eukaryota; Metazoa; Chordata; Testudines; Testudinidae. Bases 74 to 2428 code for a protein of 784 amino acids. Gene Ontology annotation, cellular component: external side of plasma membrane. The record is from RefSeq and is a predicted model, not a curated record. The transcript has 19 exons.
UGGGAGCCCGGGUUUGUAUCAGACACAAACAGCUCCCAGCACCAAGAGCCGACUCUGACACGAGGAGGCUGCGAUGGAGACGCUGAGAUCCCUGCUCCGGCGUGCGGGCGGUGAGCGGCCCAGCCGACACUCCUACACCAUCUACAGGAACGUGGAGGGGCCGGGCGGGGAGGGGACCGGGGGCCUGGAGCUGAAGGUAGUCGAGCGGGAGGAGCAGACGCUGGCCGGGGACAUGGCCGCCCUGGUGGUCCCCGGCCCGCAGGACCGGACCAAAGCCUUGACCUACGUGGUGCUCAGCGCCCUGCUCAUCUUCACUGUGGCGUUCCUGCUGGGCUACGUGGCCCUGCGCGGCAGCUGCCCAUCGUGCGCGGGGCUGCGGGGCGACCUGCUGGCCAUGGCGAGCGACGAGGGGGCGGCCGAGGAGUCGCCGGGACCGGGGCCCCCCCUCUACUGGGCCGACCUGAAGGAAAUGUUCCAGAAAUACCUGCGGGAGGAGAGCAUCGAGAGCACCAUCCGGUGGGUAAGCGAGGGCCCCCACUGCCCCGGCUCGCCCCGCAUGGACGCCCUGACCCACAAGGUGCUGGAGAGUUUCGCGUCCUACAGGCUGGACCAGGCCUGGACCGAUACCCACUACGUGGGGCUGCAGCGUCCGGACAGGAUGAACCCCAACUUCCUGCAUCAGCUGGACCCGCAAGGGGGGGUCCUGGAGAAACUACCCCUGGAGGACCCCGAGAUGUACUGCCCCUACAGCGCCCCCGGCAACGCCACGGGGGGGCUGGUCUAUGCCAACUAUGGGCGCCAGGAGGAUUUUGACGCCCUGGGACAGAAGGGAGUGAACCCCCAGGGCCACCUCGUCAUCGUCAGGGUGGGAGAGAUCAGCUAUGCAGAGAAGGUGGCGAACGCAGACACGGCCCAGGCCCGGGGAGUGCUGAUCUACCCUGACCCCUGGGACAUCCCCCAGGAUCCGAGGAAAGCCGGCCUGUCCCAGAACCGGGCAGUUUAUGGACACGUUCACAUGGGGACCGGUGACCCCUACACCCCUGGCUUCCCCUCCUUCAACCACACCCAGUUCCCCCCAAUCCAGUCCUCGGGGCUGCCCCGCAUCCCCGUCCACCCCAUCAGCGCCAGCACGGCUGCCCGCCUCCUCAGUAAGCUGACAGGGCUGGCCGCCCCUCGGGACUGGAAGGGCCGCCUGGCCGACGUCCCGUAUCGCCUUGGGCCCGGGGACCCAGGCGUCCGGGUGCACCUGCAGGUGAACAACGUCAAGACUCCUACCAUGAUCAGUAACGUCUUCGGCUGCAUCGAGGGGCGAUUUGAACCCGAUCACUACGUGAUCAUCGGGGCUCAGCGGGACGCUCUGGGCCCGGGGGCGGCCGGCUCGGGCGUGGGCACGGCCCUGCUCCUCGAGUUAGCCCGGACCUUCUCCGCCAUGGUGCGCAACGGCUUCCAGCUCCGCCGCACCCUGCUCUUCGCUAGCUGGGACGCAGAAGACUUCGGCCGGGUGGGCUCCACCGAAUGGCUAGAGGGCUAUCUCAGCAUGCUGCACCUCAAAGCCGUGGCCUACAUCAGUCUGGACAAUGCUGUGCUAGGAGAUGACAAAUUCUACGCCAAAACCAGCCCCUUGCUGACCAGCCUCAUCGAGAACGUCCUCAAACAGGUCGACAGCCCGAACCGCAGUGGCCAGACCCUCUAUGAGCAGGUGACGUUCCCAGAUCGGCGCUGGGCCAGCGAGGUGAUCGGCCCCUCUCCAUGGACAGCAGCGCUACCUCUUCACCGCUUCGCGGGGGUCCCGGCCGUGGAGUUCUCUUCGUUGCAGGACGCCCGCCCCUACCCGUUCCUGCACACCCAGGACGACACCUACGAGAACCUGAACGGGCUGCUCUUCGGGCGGCUGCCGGCCGUGGCCAAGUCGGUGGCCGAGGUCGUGGGGCAGCUGCUGAUCCGCCUGAGUCACGACCACCUGCUGCCGCUGGACUUCGGCGCCUACGGAGACGUCCUGCUGCAGCGGAUCGCAGAGUUCAACCCCUACAGCAGCGAGCUCAAGAGCCGCGGCCUGACCCUGCAGUGGAUGUACUCGGCCCGGGGCGACUACACGCGGGCGGCCGAGAAGCUGCGCCAGGACAUCUACAGCUCGGAGGAAAAGAACGAACGACUCAACCGCAUGCACAACGUCCGCAUCAUGAGGGUGGAGUUCUACUUCCUGUCCCCCUACGUGGCGGCCCCGGAGACCCCCUUCCGGCACGUCCUGCUCGGGCGGGGGCCCCACACGCUGCGGGCGCUGCUGGAGCACCUGCGUCUGCUGCGGGAGGCGCCCGGGCGCUUCGACGAGGGGCAGUUCCGGCGCCAGCUGGCCCUGGCCACCUGGACACUGCAGGGGGCGGCCAACGCCCUCAGCGGGGAGGUCUGGGACAUCGACAUCAACUUCUGAGCCCCCUGUUCCCCCCCGGGUGCCCCAGACGGCUUCCCUGUCCCCCCUGGGUCCCGCCCGCUCCGAUCCCCCCCAUUCGCCCUGUGCGGCCUCCCAGCCGAGCCACCUCCCUGCAGGGCCUCACCCCACUGAACCCCCAAAUAUCCCCCCCGUGCAGCCCUCCCCCCAAAUCUCCGCACCCCACUUCCUUGUCUACACCUCCCCCCCGAGGACCCUGUAUUUCUCCUACACCCCCAGAUCUGCAUGCAAGGGGCACCCCUUUCCCUGCCCCCCCAGCCCGCUGCCCCCCCCAUUAAUUUAUCAGUGGCAGCGCCCACUAUAAAUGAUUUCGUUUAUUGCUAGGCGAUAGAUUUAACCCUUUGUCGGAAGCACCAGCUUCUAUAGCCCCCCACCCCGUCCCUGUGACCAAUGGACACGCAGCAUCCCUGGGAACCAAACAGAGGCUGGCUCCCCAACAUGGUCCCACCCCAGCACCCCCCAAAAAAUCCAUCACCAGCUGCAACCUCGGGCACCAGGACGCCUGGGUUCUCUCCCCAGCUCUAGGAGGGGAGUGGGGACUGGUGGGUUAGAGCAGGGGGGUGGGA